AUGAAAAUUUCCAAAUCAACAUCCAAGUAUUUGAGAAAUGUUCCAGGUCCCAAACCUAUAUUUCCUUUCGGCAAUACUUUGGACCUUAUUGGCGGAUCUACAGUUACGCUAGACGUGAUAAGAAGAUACCUGAAAAGCUACGGCGACAUUAUACUGAUUCAUCCUGGACCUCUCGAUUGGGCUGUCAUUAGCAAUGAUCAUGACUUCAACGAGUUAUUAUUCAGUUCGUCUAUACAUAUUGAAAAAAGUAAUCAAUAUGGGUUUAUGAGCAAUUGGCUUGGACAGGGAUUACUAACGAGUUCAGGUUCUCAUUGGAGAAAACACAGAAAAGCCAUAACGUCCGCUUUCCAUUUUUCAAUUUUAAAAGAUUUCAUCACUGUCUUCGACUCUAAUGGCAACAACUUGAUUAAAAGGCUUAAAGCAGAAGUAGGAAAAGACAGCACUGAAAUUUCAAAAGUUGUUUCGUUGUAUGCGCUCGAUGUCAUUUGCGAAGCUACAAUGGGUGUGAGAGUUAAUGCACUGGAACAGGAAAAUUCGAAAUAUAUCGAAAGUGUUAAGACACUUUGUAGCGUUAUCGUGGAAAGGGCUUUUUCGCCAUUGCAUCCAGUAUUGUACCCUUUAACGUGGAAUUGUUAUAGGGAGAAAAAAGCACUCAAUGUGGUUCACGCUUACGUAGACGACGUAAUAUCACGAAGAAUCGCAGAAAAAAGUAAAACAAAAACCAACAAAAAUUUGGGCCAAAUGGAAGAGGAUUUUGGUAUUAAAAAACGUCUAGCAUUUUUGGAUUUGCUCCUGGAAACCGUCAUCGAUGGUAAAUUGUUUUCGAAAGAAGAUUUAAGAGACGAAGUGAAUACUUUUAUGUUUGAAGGUCACGACACAACGUCAACGGCAAUUAGUUUUUGUUUGCUGAUGCUCGCCACUCAUCCAGAAGCCCAGGAAAAAGUAAUCAAAAAACAAAUCGAUAUUUUUGGAAAGGAUAAUUUAUAUCCUAAAAGCUUGACUGUAGUGAUUAUUCCAUACGCAUACCACAGAAAUCCGAAUAUUUUUCCAAAUCCAGAAGAGUUUAUGCCUGAAAGGUUUCAAGAUUAUAAUAACAAAUUUCCUUACGCCUACACACCGUUUAGUGCUGGACCUAGAAAUUGUAUAGGUCAAAAGUUCGCUAUGCUAGAGAUGCUAUCAACUGUUUCGAAAGUGAUAAGAAAUUUCAAACUGGCACCAUCGAAACCGGAACACAAAAUCCAAAUUGCCGCUGAAACUAUUAUGAAAUCCAAGAAUGGCGUUAAGAUAUCGCUUGAAAAUAGGACAUUUGAGUAA
Messenger RNA from Ceutorhynchus assimilis (cabbage seed weevil), 1314 nucleotides. NCBI's taxonomy places the organism in Eukaryota, Metazoa, Arthropoda, Insecta, Coleoptera, Curculionidae. The record is from the annotation of a GenBank genome assembly.